AUGGUUUUUCUGAUGCAAUCGUCUUCAUCAGUUGAAAAUAUUGGCUCUAAAACAAAAAUUCCUUCAAUUACAAAUGGAUCACCAAUAGAAUCAGCGCGUGAAAUUAGUUCGCAAAUUUUAUCAGACAAAGAAGCUAAUAAUUUGAUGAUUAAAUUAUUGAAUUGUAUUACGAUAGAUUCGAGAAAUCGUAAAGUAGUAAAUGAUGUACUCCAAGAUAUUAAUGUUAUUGAACGGAUGAUUGCACGUUCUAAAGAAAUAUUGCAAAAAGAAUGUACCCUGUUGGAAAUUGCGGUACCUGUUAAUAUAUGUGGUGAUAUCCAUGGACAAUUUGUGGAUCUUUUACGAAUUUUUGAACAAUGUGGCCGUCCACCUUAUGAGAGAUAUCUUUUUAUGGGUGAUUAUAUUGAUCGUGGCCCAAAUAGUUUAGAAGUAAUAUGCUUGCUACUGCUUUUGAAAAUUCUUUUUCCGGCAAAAAUUUUCCUGUUACGAGGCAAUCAUGAAUGCUCACUCAUAAAUCAAGCUUACGGUUUUCGGGAUGAAUUGGAAGAACGAUUCCAAAAUGGUGAUUUAUUAUGGAUCAAAUUUCAGGAUUUAUUCAAUUGGUUACCAUUUGCAGCACGCGUUGGUAAACGUAUACUUUGCAUGCAUGGUGGUUUGUCACCAAAAAUGACAAAUCUUGAUGCAUUGCGACAUUUAAAAAGGCCAGUGGAUCCGAUUGAUGAUAGCAUAGAAGUUGACUUAUUAUGGUCUGAUCCAGAUGCUAAAAUGUCAAACGGGCCAAAUGAUCCAAAUUUUGGGCCAUCAUUAAGAGGCAUUUCGCAUCAUUUCAAUCAAAGCGCAGUAUUAGCAGUAUGUCAACAGUGUAAAUUAGACUUUAUUGUACGUGCUCAUCAAGUUGUGCAAGACGGUUAUGAAUUUUUUGCUGGUCGCCAUAUGAUUACUGUCUUUUCCGCUCCAAAUUACUGUGGCAAAUUCAACAACAGUGGUGCUGUGUUAGCAGUUGAUGAAGAAUUGCGCUGUUCAUUCGUUACAUUAACACCAAGUAAAUAUCGACUGAAAGUACGACCAAGUAAACAAGAUGAAGUGGAUAUUGACGAUGUGAUGAAUGAAGAAGACGACAAAGUGUGA
Brugia malayi is the source of this 1128-nucleotide messenger RNA. Its product is annotated as Ser/Thr protein phosphatase family protein. The record is from RefSeq and is a predicted model, not a curated record. Lineage: Eukaryota; Metazoa; Nematoda; Chromadorea; Rhabditida; Onchocercidae. Gene Ontology annotation, molecular function: protein serine/threonine phosphatase activity. The transcript has 7 exons. Gene Ontology annotation, cellular component: cytoplasm; nucleus. Bases 1 to 1128 code for a protein of 375 amino acids.